AUGGCCGUGACACUGUUGGAGGACUGGUGCAAGGGGAUGGACCUGGACCCCAUGAAGGCCCUGCUGAUUGUGGGGAUCCCUGUGGAGUGUACUGAGGAUGAAAUUAAAGAGACUGUGAGGGCAGGCUUACAGCCCUUGUACCCAUACAGGGUACUGGGAAGAAUGUUCAGAAGGGAAGACAAUGCUAAGGCAGUCUUCAUUGAAUUGGGUGACACCAUCAAUUAUGCUACAAUGCCUAGUCAGAUACCAGGAAAGGGAGGUGCCUGGGAAGUGGUGGUAAAACCCCGAAACCCAGAUGAGGAAUUUAUCAAUAGAUUGAGCUUCUUCCUGAAGGAUGAGGGCCGGAGGAUGGUAGAUGUGGCCAAAGCCCUGGGGUAUAGCCCUCCCGCUGAGGGCAAGGAGCCAGAGGGUGUUCCCCCAGUUGAACCGGUAGUUUUGCAGCCUGUGAAAGAAAACAUGUGGUACCGAAAACUCAAAAUGUUUUCAGGAACUGCCUUCCCAGGCCCAGGCGAAGAGCAGUUUGAAGUCUGGCUGGAGCAUGUCACUGAGAUGAUGCAGAUGUGGCAAGUGUGUGAGGUAGAGAAGAGGAGGCGUUUGCUGGAGAGCCUGCGUGGCCCCGCCCUGUCCAUCAUGCGGGUGCUCCGGGCCAACAAUGAGUCUAUGACCGUGGAGCAGUGCCUGGAUGCUCUGAAGCAGAUCUUUGGGAAUAAAGAAGACUAUAGAACCUCGCAGUUUAAGUUCCUUCAGACCUGUCAGAAGAUUGGAGAGAAAAUCUCCGUGUUUUUGGUGCGGCUAGAGCCCCUGCUGCAGAAAGCCGUGCAGCACAGCCCCUUGUCAGUGCGAAACACAGAUACAAUUCGUCUGAAACAUGUCCUAGCUCGGGCCAAUGUGACCAACAACCUCCGUGGCAAGCUCGAGCUCCUGGAUCAGCGAGGAUGUCCUCCCACUUUUCUGGAGUUAAUGAAGCUCAUUCGAGAUGAAGAAGAGUGGGAGACCACCAUGGCAGUGACGAAGCAGAAGCCAAGGCCUGCAGGGAGGGGCCGCAAGGUCUCCAGCAGACAGAUAUUAGAAGAAACCAGUAUUCCUAUCAUGCCUCAGGUCAUCGUGCAGGCAGGUACAUCUUGUGAGAGCAGCACUCAGACCAUUCAGAAAGGAAUUGCCCCAUCACUGAAGCGCAAGCAACUGCCCUGCUACUGUAGUGGAGAGGAAGGCCACAGCCAGGACAUAUGCCCUAAGGUUGAAAACCUAACACCAACAAAGCAGAUGCCUCAGCUUGCAGCAGAAGAGUCGGGAAACGAGGCAGGGGCUGGGGCCAUGAGCCAUCCCAAGCCCUAG
Pteronotus mesoamericanus is the source of this 1335-nucleotide messenger RNA. RefSeq names its product PNMA family member 5 (gene PNMA5). The transcript has a single exon. The record is from RefSeq and is a predicted model, not a curated record. Bases 1 to 1335 code for a protein of 444 amino acids. NCBI's taxonomy places the organism in Eukaryota, Metazoa, Chordata, Mammalia, Chiroptera, Mormoopidae.